This is a messenger RNA of Zonotrichia leucophrys gambelii, 2059 nucleotides long. It is a transcript of the gene HMCES, whose product is annotated as 5-hydroxymethylcytosine binding, ES cell specific. The record is from RefSeq and is a predicted model, not a curated record. Bases 141 to 1148 code for a protein of 335 amino acids. Gene Ontology annotation, biological process: DNA damage response. The transcript has 6 exons. Lineage: Eukaryota; Metazoa; Chordata; Aves; Passeriformes; Passerellidae. Gene Ontology annotation, molecular function: single-stranded DNA binding.
UGUUGUGGCUCUUCCUGGCUGUGUCGGGGGCGGGACCGGCGUUUCGGCGGCGGGGGCCGGCCCUGUCCGCGGCCGCAGCCCCUCCCCGGGGCGGGCGGGAGCGGAGCGGAGCGCGGUGCCCCGCAGAGCGGGCGGGAGGGAUGUGCGGCCGCACCGCCUGCUCGCUGGCCGCCGACAACCUGCGCCGGGCCUGCGCCUACCGCGACCGUCGGGGCCGGCAGCGGCAGCCCGAGUGGGUGCGGCAGGAGCGCUACCAGCCCUCCUACAACAAGGGCCCGCAGUCCAGCGGCCCCGUGCUGCUCUCCCGCCGCCACCUCCAGCAGGAUGCUGACUCCUCCGAGCGGGUGCUCAUGGACAUGCGCUGGGGCCUGGUGCCCUCCUGGUUCAAGCAGGACAACCCCUCCAAACUGCAGUUCAACACCUCCAACUGCCGCAGCGAUACCAUGCUGAGCAAGUCCUCCUACAAGGGUGCUCUCCUCAAGGGCAAGCGCUGCGUGGUCCUGGCCGAUGGCUUCUACGAGUGGCAGCAGCAGAGUGGGGGGAAGCAGCCCUAUUUCAUUUACUUCCCCCAGAGCAAGGAUGCCACGGACAAGGAGACAGAGGGAGAUGAAGAAUGGAAAGGAUGGAGGUUGCUUACUAUGGCUGGGAUUUUCGACUGCUGGGAGCCACCAGGAGGAGGAGAAAUGCUGUACACUUACACCAUCAUCACCGUGGAUGCUUCCAAGGAUGUGAGCUUCAUCCAUCACAGGAUGCCAGCCAUCCUGGAUGGGGAUGAGGCCAUCAGGAAAUGGCUGGACUUUGCUGAAGUGCCGACCCAAGAAGCUGUUAAACUCAUCCAGCCCACAGAGAACAUUGUUUUCCACCCAGUGUCCACCUUUGUCAACAACAUCCGCAACAACACGCCCGAGUGUGUUGCAGCCAUCGAGCUGGGAGCCAAGAAGGAGGUGAAAGCCACCCCAAGCAACAAAGGGAUGCUGGGCUGGUUAAAAAAAUCCCAAGAGAGCUCUCCCCAGAAGAAAGAAAACGAUUUGCCCAAGUGGACAAGUCAGUUCAUCCAGAGCCCUUCGCCCAAGAAAACCAGCGCAGAUGUCCUGCAGCAGUGGCUGGGGAAGCAGGGACAGCCACCUGCGAAGAAGCACAAGGCUUAGGCACCAGCUGAGAUGGCUGAUCAUCUCUUUUACCCCUGAUUUCCUAAGCACAGUGAGAAAUGGUAUUUUUGGAAGGCUUUGCAGACUGGUGUUGAAAUCAACAAUUGUUGUUCUGCUGCUCUAGGUUGUUAUCUGUGUUCUUUGUGUUUUGUUAAAGGUUGAUGUCUGUAAAGAUUUUAGCUUUGUCUUGUGCUGAUGGGAGUGAAUAUAACCUGUUGUGGCCUCUCUCCCUGCCAGUCAUUCAGGGAGGCAAGCUCUGAGGGCCCUGAAAACAUCUCAGCCUGCUGGGGAGGCACUCUAGCUCCUGACAAUGUUCAUAGUUCAUGUCUCUUUCUGUUUGCUUUUCUCUUCCCUUUUUUUUGGUGUUAAAUUUAUACCUCUUCUCCACUUAAUUCCACACUGAUUCUGUAAAAAUUCCUCUUCAAUGCUCUUGCCCUCAAAAGCUGGCUGCAGCGCUGAGGAACAAGCAGUGAAUAUUAUGAGGAAGCUCCAGGCUGGGAAGAUCUGCACCAGCAUUGCUAUGUGCAUUCAUGGCUCCUGAACAGGGAGAUGUUCAAGUGGCACAGGGAGGAACUGGACCUGGUUUAGGUUUCCCUGCUGUGGAACCAGUGUGUCUGUCACGUUGUUUGUACAAUCAUUUUGUUAAUGGGAUUUGAAGACUUAGAGAGGAUUUCCUUGAUCUGGGGAGGGAUGCACUCUGCCUUAUUUGAAAAGGCCAGUCAUUAAAGCCCAGAUAACCUAAGUGCCAUUACAGAACAGCAUCGGGCCGUUGUUUUUGAGGUCAGGGAUUUUGUAAACAGAGCCAGAUGUUACAGACCAAAAGCCUUACACACACUGAAAUCCUUGCUAGAAAUCAGUGCUUCCUUUGUGUUGGAAACAAUAAAAUGGCUUCACUGGCUGGCUGUGCCGUG